UAUCAAAUUAAACUCAUCGAGUUUAAUCGCUGGUGAUCAUCCAUAUCUCACAGAGGAAGAAGAUCAAGGAACAAAAUUCUGAUUUGUUCGGUCAGUAUAAUUCGCUUUCGGAAUCUCUCUGGCCGUCUUCGAAACCCUAAAUCCUAUCUUAAUUUUUGAUCCUUUUGUAUUAGAGCUCAGGAAUCGGUCUGUGAUCAUGGAUCGGGAGGAAUUCGGUUUAUUUUGUUGAGAAUGUGAACUCGAAUGGUGAAAGCAGUUAGAGAUUUUAGGAGAAAGAAGCACUCUUUGAGCUCUGAGAAUCAGAUGCAGAGUGUAAUGCAUCUUCCUGGACAGAUAGGCGAUGCCCACGGCGGUGAUCCACCCCUUCACGUUGCAGAAUCGCAGCCAAUGCACAUGCAUUACAUCCAAGAGCACGAGCAUGCGCAACAACAUAACAAUGGAAAUGCGAUGGAUGAUGAUCAGGAGGAUGGUGGUGGUAGUGAGGGUAUGGAAGGAGAUGUACCGUCCGAUCACGGUAAUUCAUCAGACCCACAUGGUUCAAUGCCGUCCCGUGGCCAUGGCGGAAACCAGCUCACCCUCUCCUUCCAGGGUGAGGUUUAUGUCUUUGACUCUGUCUCUGCAGAAAAGGUGCAAGCUGUGCUUUUAUUAUUGGGGGGCCGUGAAGUCCCUCCCAGUGUUCCUACUCUUCCAAUGACUCCCCACCAAAAUAAUAGUAACAAUACUGCUAAUAGGGCCUUAUCUGAAAUCCCACCGCGAUCAAACAUUCCCCAAAGAUUGGCUUCGUUGAUCAGAUUCCGGGAGAAGCGAAAAGAGCGAAAUUUUGAUAAGAAAAUCCGUUACAAUGUUCGUAAGGAGGUAGCCCUUAGGAUGCAUAGGAACAAAGGACAAUUCACAUCUUCAAAGGCUAAUCGUGAUGAUUCUACAUCAACAAUAACUAACUGGGACGGUAACCAGCAUUGGGGUUUAGACAGUAAUGAACCUCAACAAGCAACUGUUUGCCGCCACUGUGGCAUCAGUGAGAAAUCUACUCCUAUGAUGCGCCGUGGGCCUGAAGGACCAAGGACUCUUUGCAAUGCGUGUGGACUUAUGUGGGCAAAUAAGGGAACACUUAAAGACCUCUCAAAGAGUGCUCCCUUGGCUGUGCAGAAUCCUUCUUCAAACCAGAAUGGGGAGAAUGAAGCUGCUGCUGAGUCAGAUCGGAUAGUUCUUGCGAAUGUUUCAAAUGAGAAUGAUUCUUCCUCUUGACAUCCUUCAUGGCAUUAUAGGCCUCAGUGAGAAUGUAAAUGUAUUGAGUCAUCAUCUCGGGGGAAGAUAUGGUGAAAUCCCCCUUUAUAUAAGUUUGGUGCCCCGGCCCACAUCAUGAUACAGCUUGAUAACAUAGAACCAAAAUAAUUUUAUGGGUUGAGUUUUCUUCUAAUGACAA
Messenger RNA from Telopea speciosissima, 1423 nucleotides. Its product is annotated as GATA transcription factor 28-like. Bases 244 to 1245 code for a protein of 333 amino acids. Gene Ontology annotation, biological process: regulation of DNA-templated transcription. The record is from RefSeq and is a predicted model, not a curated record. The transcript is spliced from 8 exons. Lineage: Eukaryota; Viridiplantae; Streptophyta; Magnoliopsida; Proteales; Proteaceae. Gene Ontology annotation, molecular function: zinc ion binding; protein binding; sequence-specific DNA binding.